AUGAACAUUUUCGCGUCGACAAGCACAUCUAUAAGUGCUGGGAAUUCUACGGACGGGGUCGGGAAUAAUUCCAUAACUCGGCAUUCUCCUUAUUCUCCACUUCCUGUUUACAACAACCAAACCAGUUAUGGAUCGACUUACAAUAAUGAUAAUGGCUCAUUUUAUCUGAGAAAAAUGUAUCAAUCCACAUCAACUUUUCCUCAGAAAGCAUUUUCAACAAGCCCUGUGAAACCUCCCAAAAUAAUUGAUAAAACUUUUAAAAGAAUUGCUGAUCAAAUAACUGAACAGUCAUCAAAAGUGAAUUCAAUAGCUCCAAGGCAAUUAAAUAAUCCUUUAAGCUUCUGUGAUGACUUUUUUGUCGCUCCAGCUGUUUCGAGGACUCCAAAUCCUACCUCAAAAACUAGCCCAAAUAAUCAAGUUUGGCUUGAAAAAAGAAACAAAAAUCAAAUGAGUCAAAAAUUUUUACGAGGAGAUUAUAUCCCCUCAGUGAAUCAAAUGCAUUUAUAUGGAAGAAGAGAAAGACCGUCGCGCUUUGAAAGUAUUGGAUUAUGGAUUUCGAGAAAUAAAAUUAGUUAA
This is a messenger RNA of Blepharisma stoltei, 576 nucleotides long. NCBI's taxonomy places the organism in Eukaryota, Ciliophora, Heterotrichea, Heterotrichida, Blepharismidae. The record is from the annotation of a GenBank genome assembly.